Molecule: messenger RNA, 411 nt
Organism: Suillus discolor
Lineage: Eukaryota; Fungi; Basidiomycota; Agaricomycetes; Boletales; Suillaceae
Exons: 2
Coding region: 1-411 (136 amino acids)
Source: RefSeq, a predicted model, not a curated record
AUGCCUCCAAGCGCACUACUAGCACAUGAUACUGAUAAAUGCAUAUGGUCUUCUAACGAUGUGGAGGGCCCUAAAGCUCUGACUCCUCAACCACUCAAGAGGACAUUUGCGCUCUUCAUGGAGAGUGAUGAAGAAACUGAUGAUGAACCGCUGCAAGAUAUUGAGGCAGUCCUUACGAGCAUCAAUUCUUGCUACCCUGCUAUGAACUUUCCGAAAUAUGUGAAUACGCUGAAAGAGCGCGGUAUUUUUUAUCUGUCGACCGCAGCGCACUUUAAUAGUCAGUUUUAUGUGGAGAAGGUUGGCAUGUCGGAGGGAGCUGCAUUUACGUUUCACACUGGCAUUUGCAAAGCUCACAUGAAGGAUGAACGAAGGAAGGCGAGAAGAAAGGCUAAAGGGAAAAAGAAGGCAUGA